AUGGCGACAGAACCACCUCCCUCUGGGUCGGCGCCGACCCCAGCGGCUGCGCCAACUCCCGCCGCGACGCCAAAGCCCCCAGUCCCCGAAAAGCCGCUGAUCGGCCACGCCCCCCGGCCCCCCCCGCCACCUCUCGAGGGCUGGCGCGGCGUAUUGCAAUACACUGGUCUCCCUCGUUCGGUGCUCACGUGGAAGCCCAAGCUCCCCGGACCCAAGAUGAGCGUGUUCUUGACCGUCGCUGGCGGCAUCACCUACCUCUGGUACGAUGACAGGGCCAAGGCCAAGGCCAUCCGCGAAGAGUACAUUGCCAAGGUACAGCAUUUUGCCCAGGAGCCGACGGUUGGAAGCCUCGAUGAGCCCCGCAAAGUAAUCGUGUAUGCGGCGCGAUGGCCCGAGGACGACGAGGCAAACCGCGCCCAAGUCUACUUUAGAAAGUACGUCAAGCCGUACCUCGUGGCGGCUGCGAUCGACUACCAAAUCGUCGAGGCGCCGCUGUACGGCUCGAUUGCGCGUAUCGUGCGUGGAGAUGUGCUGCGUAAGCGCCGCGAGGACCUUGGAUUGCAGGCCCGUCCCGCCGAGAUUAACAACGGGGUACCGCCCCAUGUGGCGGCUAUUAGCGCCAAGACCGAGACCCAGCGGUGGCUUGAGGGCGGUGUGGUACUUAUCGGCCGCCCGACACUUAAGGAGUAUCUCGCUGGUCUGCGGGCAGGUUGGCGUAAUGGUGUCGACGCGUGGACUUGGGAGAAGGAUAUCGAGGACCAGAUCGAGUGGGACACGGUCUUCCAGACCUACGUCCCGCCGUCCAAGGAUGUCGAGGUGGAAGCGCCUGCCACGGCCGCGGCCCCGGCUGCGCGCCCCAGUAUCUUCAGCCGCGGUGUCCCCCCACCCUCCUCCUCCGCCCCGGUCGCCACUCCCACAGAGGUGCCGGCGCACCUGCACACCCCGCCCUCUCCACUCCCGCCGCACCCGCCCAUCCUAAUGGUCCCGUGGACAAACUACCUGGGCUUCAAGCAGAUCCCGUACAUGCUCUACAACUUCUUCACUGAGCGCCACCGCGUCAAGGAGGGUGCUGAGUCCGCAUACGCCCUGAUUACGAACCAGACGCGCUCGUUCGAGGGUCCUUCCAAGGCGGGUGAGGAUCCGCACUUGGCGGCCGAGUUGCCGGCCGACACCGACUUUGGAGUGGACACGGAGAGCUUCUACAAGAAGGACUACAAUGACGUGCCGGAGCGUCAGGCCAGGCAGCGCCUCGAGUACUACCGUAGUCUCCAGGAGCGGUUGGAGAGCGCGCGCCAGUUUGCGCGCGGAGAGCGCGAGCUCACUUACGAGGAGAAGGCUAGCGAUAAGCCUGUUGUGACGGAGGACGACCUGCGCGCUGAGCGCAGGAAGCGCGAGCUGCGGUGGCGUGGAGGACGGGAGGGAUGGGUGAUUGUGCGUCCGUCGACUCCCGUUGCUUGGGAGGACGCUUGGGAAGGAUGGCUGCGUGUCUUUGAUGCCAAGACCGUGGACGAGAUUGCUGAGGCGGAGCGCAAGCGCAUUGCCGCGUUCGAGAAGUAG
Cutaneotrichosporon cavernicola is the source of this 1557-nucleotide messenger RNA. RefSeq lists its product as uncharacterized. The transcript has a single exon. The coding region runs from base 1 to 1557 and encodes 518 amino acids. The record is from RefSeq and is a predicted model, not a curated record. NCBI's taxonomy places the organism in Eukaryota, Fungi, Basidiomycota, Tremellomycetes, Trichosporonales, Trichosporonaceae.